Oryzias melastigma (Indian medaka) is the source of this 2384-nucleotide messenger RNA. Its product is annotated as protein slit. The coding region runs from base 456 to 1538 and encodes 360 amino acids. The transcript has 2 exons. NCBI's taxonomy places the organism in Eukaryota, Metazoa, Chordata, Actinopteri, Beloniformes, Adrianichthyidae. The record is from RefSeq and is a predicted model, not a curated record. Gene Ontology annotation, molecular function: protein binding.
AAGUGACCAUCCCUCUUCUGUCAUAAUCCUCUGACAUUUGCUUUAUCCUCUGAACUGGAAAAGACUUAAAAAUAACUUUAAAGUUUUGAUUCAUCAGAAUGAUUAGAAGGAAGUUCUAAAUGAUUUUGCAUAAAGCAAAUGUCUGCAGAAGAUGCUCAGACUGAUGCUGCAAGUUCAAACCCCCAGCAAGAAACGUUGAGCUAAUCCAUCCAGUGUUAUGUAAGGCAAUGCAGCAGGAUGGACUGACUAUCAUGCAAACCUGCUUAACAUAUCCGUGUACCGAAGCGGAUGAAAAUCCCCGUUUUGGGAGAGCAUCCAAACCAGACGAGGUUUGCUCCUCAGAUAUGGUUAUGUGAUCAUCGCUUUAAACCCAUAAGCCCUCUCUAAUCGGGAAUAUUCCACGUGUGUUCGCUGGAGGGGGUCUGCCGAAACACGUUUUCGAGCAUCAUUUUCAGAUGCGCAGACGGGCUGAGAGGAAGAUGUCCAGCAGCUGCUGCAGGAUGCUCUCCUUCGUGUCUCUGUUGCCUCUCCUGAACGCCACGGCGAGCUUCAGGCCGUGCCCCGACUCCUGCCUGUGCUACAGAUCUUCUGACUUGGUGGACUGCAGGUCUUCUGGAUUGGACCGAGUCCCUGCGGAUGUCCCCAGAGGGACGUGGCUGCUGGAUCUGAGUGGGAACAAGGUGGAAGAUGUGCACACCCGAUCGUUCAUGGGGUUGUGGGCCCUCAGGAUUCUUUUACUGUCCAACAACAGCAUCCACACUCUGCAUCCACAGGCCCUCUCAUCCCUCCAGUUUCUAGAGAGGUUGGAUUUGAGUUUCAACCGGCUGCGCUCCCUCCCUCCAGACUUCACCCAGAGUCUGUCCUCCCUCCAGGAGCUCCGGCUGGACCACAACCUCCUGAAGCACCUGGACUCUGCUUCACUGGAGGACUCUGAUAAUCUGAGGAAACUAGACCUCAGUCACAACCGCAUCCAGGUCAUGGAUGUGAGGGCUUUCAAGAGUCUGAGUCGCCUGCGCCUCCUCAACCUGCAGGGGAACCGUCUGAACGUGCUGGUGAAUGGUCUCCUCAGCAGGCAGCAGGCCCUGGAGGUCCUCCUGCUGGGUCACAACAACAUCUCCACCAUCGAGGCCGAGGCCCUGGCUCCUCUGCGCAGCCUCACACUUCUGGGUCUCCACGGAAACCGGCUGGAGCACAUCAAGUUCAAGACCUUCCUCAAGCUGCAGACCACCAGCACCCACAUCCAGAUGUCCCGCAACCCCUGGAUCUGCGACUGCGACCUGCAGCGCGUCUUCGGCAAGAUCCAGCACGUGCGCCACCUGCACGUGGAGGAUUACAAGGACAUCGUUUGCCACGCCCCUCCGCAGCAGGCCGGGAGCCUCCUGGCCUCCAUGGACAGCCAGCUGUGCAUGGCUGAGACGGCCUCGGUGCUGGUCAUCACCAUCACCGUGAUGAUCGCCGUGAUCGGCGCUCUGAUCAAAGCGGAGCGGAACCGGAAGAACAAGCAAGCCGCGAGCGAUGCUGAGUCUGCAGAAAAAUGAGGGUCAGUCAGUCAGGAAGUCUCACGUUUGAGGAGACAAUACAGCUCAAUACGCAUUCACGUUGAAACGAUACAGUAGGUAACAUUUGACACUAUCGAAUCUAUCAGAGUAUUAUACUUUCUUCAGGCCUAAAGUAACAGCCUUUUUAUUACUGGCAUAUGAAUUAUUACAAAAAAACGUUAUUUUCUAUAGAAAGAAAGGCGAAACAUUGAAUCAAUUACCCCAAAUUAUGUAAUUUUUACAUUUAAAAUAAGUUUUUAUCAAAUUAAAAAUUUGAGCCUUUGGUUUGCUCAACUUAAACCUUUAAUUUGAUAAAGACUAACAUUUUUAAAGGUAACUAAAGCUUUUGUUAACUGAUCCCAUGUUUCACUUUUACAGUGAAUUAAUGUGGAUAUUUAACUCCAAAAACCUAAUAUAUUUAUAUAUUAUUUCCUAUUUGUAUUUCUUUUCAUUUUCAAUGUAUUGCUUCAUGUUAUGCUGUUUCCUAAAUUGUAAAAAAAAUAAAAAUAAAUAAAAAUCAGAAUGACUUCAAAUGCAGAAGAACCAAUGGAGUCAAACUUGACGUUUUUUUUCCCCCUCAAACUGUGAUUUAUUUUUUUCAUUUCAAUAUUGACUGGUGGUAGACUAAAUGUUGCAAACACAAAUCAACAAACAUAAGAAACAUAUUUUUCUUCAGAUUAAUGUUAAACCCCGAAGAAACCACGGAGUCCAAUAUUUUAUGUUUUUUUGUUUUGUUUUGUCAUUUUAUUGGCUUGUGUUAUUUGCUGCUUACCAAAAUGGAAAAAAAAAAAACCUAAUAUUAAACCCUGAAGAAACCAUGGGGUUAAAAAAAAAACAAAUAAAAAA